AUGAAUGAUGAAGAAUUUAUUGAUUUUGUUGCAGAUUUCUUGUCUUCUGACGAUUGGGUUGUUCCAACAAUAGAUUUCAUGAUGAGUAACUGCUCUUCCUUUAACGAAAGUAGCUACAAUUCACUUGAAGAAUAUAAAAUUUAUUUACAAUAUACCGAUCUUCUUGAAAAUAUCAUAACUAAUACACUGUGUACAGAUAUUGGUGUUUCAUUCGAAGAGUUUCAAAGUAAAAUUAUAUCGAAUUACGAUCUUCAAAAUUAUAGAGCAAAAACAAUUACAGAAAGCAUUUCAAAAUCGCUCGAUUUUUCAAAAUUCAAAGAAGAUAUGCUUCGGUAUAAGGAAGAUUUAGAAGAGGAAGAAGAAAUUAUUGAACCUCCAGAAAAUCUUGAUUAUGAAACACAAGCUUCAUUCAUUUUAGGAUCCGAGGUACCUCAAAACACAUUUAAAGUAACGCCUCCUUUACCAAGACAAGAAGAUACAACAUUCAAAAUUAAACCUCCUGAUUUUCAAAAACGAUCUCGAAAUAUUCGUGCAAAAAUUCUACAAAGGAAGAGAACCAGUAAGCAAGCAGAGAUAGUUAAGCCAAAUAUGAAUGGAAAAAUAUCCUACAUUCGAAAUCAAAUUAAUACCAUGCAAAAGUAUCAACCACAAAUAUCAGCCUAG
Molecule: messenger RNA, 663 nt
Organism: Trichomonas vaginalis G3
Lineage: Eukaryota; Parabasalia; Trichomonadida; Trichomonadidae
Product: ARF-like 2 binding protein BART family
Exons: 1
Coding region: 1-663 (220 amino acids)
Cellular component (GO): ciliary base; axoneme
Source: RefSeq, a predicted model, not a curated record